GGAAAUGAUUGCUUAUAAAGAGGGGUGUGUUAGACCGUCAAAAUCCAGUCCGAACUUUACCAAAAACUUCGAGAACAACCCCCUUCGUCUAAAAGAUAACCAUUAUCGGUCAAUUGAUAAUUGAUGGCUCUUCUUAGAAUUCUUCUGUGUUUAUUUGCGAUCACCAUAUCUUUAAAUGAAUCGGCACAUGUUCUCCAGAAGAGGAGCUUCGUGCAACUGGGCUGCAUGGGAAUGUUUGAUCGUUCGAAAUUUGCCCGCUUGGAUGCCAUCUGUGAAGAGUGUUACGAACUAUUCAGGGAUCCCGAUAUUCACAGCAUGUGCAGGGCAAACUGCUUUAAGAAUUCCUACUUCUCUAAAUGCAUUGAUGCCCUUCUACUAUCAGGUGAACAGGAAGAAUUGGACAACUCAGUACGACAGCUGUACGGGAAACGAAAAUGAACAAAAACAGUCACAGAGAACUGAGAAGUGUUGUACAAUGGAGAGCUUAAACUCGAUUUAAUUUAUUCUAUUUUGUUUCAUUAUUGUUUCUGUACUUUUUGUUGAACAUAAUUUAUAAAUUCAAAAAGACAGCUACCAACCGCGUAAGUACAUCGUCGCCAAUAUAUUGUUCGUACGAAGUCAAUGACGUCAGCACUACUCACGCGUGUUGCCAAAUACGUUUUUAUCUGUGUUAUUUAUUGAAUCUCAAGACAUAUUCGACCUUACAUCGUUAUUGAUGUACGAUUUGUAAUAUAUUUUUAUUUACAUUUGUGAUUUUAUUGUGAAAUAUAAUAAUUUAUU
Messenger RNA from Parasteatoda tepidariorum (common house spider), 780 nucleotides. RefSeq names its product ion transport peptide-like. The record is from RefSeq and is a predicted model, not a curated record. Gene Ontology annotation, molecular function: neuropeptide hormone activity. Lineage: Eukaryota; Metazoa; Arthropoda; Arachnida; Araneae; Theridiidae. Gene Ontology annotation, biological process: circadian rhythm. Gene Ontology annotation, cellular component: extracellular region.